AUGCCGGCAUUGAAGUUUGUGAGAUCCGUCUGGGAAUCUUUCCGAGCCAACUCCGGCCUGGAGCCAAGACUAUUAGAUGGUCUACGAGUAACCUCGGCAGUCCCAGGACGUGUCAAGUUUGAGCUGGACAUCCAGAAAGAGCAUACAAACAGACUUAACAUCCUUCACGGCGGUACGAUAGCCAGCAUGGUCGAUCUCGGUGGCUCCCUAGCAGUAGCCUCACGUGGUCUCUUCGCAACAGGCGUUUCCACUGACUUGAACGUGACCUACCUCUCUUCAGGCGGCAAGAUUGGGGAUUUGAUCAAAGCCGAAGUGACAUGUGAUAAAUUCGGCAAAACUCUAGCUUUCACAUCCAUCGCCUUCAGUAACAACAAAGGCGAAGUCUUCGCACGAGGAAGUCACACCAAAUACGUUGCGUUGGCUUGGAAGGACCCUAACAACAUCGUCGAGGAACUUUCACCAAAACCAGAGAAGAAGGACUAG
Molecule: messenger RNA, 483 nt
Organism: Alternaria postmessia
Lineage: Eukaryota; Fungi; Ascomycota; Dothideomycetes; Pleosporales; Pleosporaceae
Exons: 5
Coding region: 1-483 (160 amino acids)
Molecular function (GO): fatty acyl-CoA hydrolase activity
Source: RefSeq, a predicted model, not a curated record